Megalobrama amblycephala (Wuchang bream) is the source of this 3121-nucleotide messenger RNA. It is a transcript of the gene mppe1, whose product is annotated as metallophosphoesterase 1. The transcript is spliced from 9 exons. Bases 352 to 1329 code for a protein of 325 amino acids. NCBI's taxonomy places the organism in Eukaryota, Metazoa, Chordata, Actinopteri, Cypriniformes, Xenocyprididae. Gene Ontology annotation, molecular function: phosphoric diester hydrolase activity. Gene Ontology annotation, cellular component: endoplasmic reticulum-Golgi intermediate compartment. The record is from RefSeq and is a predicted model, not a curated record. Gene Ontology annotation, biological process: endoplasmic reticulum to Golgi vesicle-mediated transport; GPI anchor biosynthetic process.
UGAUGAAUUGAGUGUCCGCUCAGAUGUUCACAACACGCGCACAGCUGUGACGUUUGUCUGUUUAGCAAAACUGCUCUUGCAACAUUGCUGGUUCCGCUGAGAGGACUUAAAAACAUCGUGAUCUGGGAUAUACUGAUGCAUUUUUCAUCAAGAUAUACAGCGACCUUAUGAAGAAUCAUAUUGUAAUGUUUCUUCCGUUUCGAUAUGCUGCUUUUUGUGUAAAAAAUACUUUUUAGUGAGAAUGAAGCUGAAGAGGAGCAUAUUGCUUCUGGCACGCUAGUUGCUAUUUUUCUUUCGCCAACAGAUUUAACGCGUAUCGUGUGCUAUUGCAGUAAAACUCGGAUUCGUGUAAUGAUCUCGAUGUUCGGAUCGAGUGGUAGAUUAGCUGUGUCUCUGAUUUUUGCUUUUGUCAGCGUGUUUAUAUUGUGUGAAUAUGUGAUAUAUUAUCCUGUCAUUAUGCGUUGCUCAUGGCCGCAUAUUGAAACUGAAGAUUCACAUUCACCUUUGCGGGCGUUAUUUCUAUCUGAUACUCACUUAUUAGGGGCCAUCAGAGGACACUGGCUCGACAAACUCAGAAGAGAAUGGCAGAUGGAAAGAGCGUUCCAGACGUCUCUCUGGCUUCUAAAUCCAGAAGUUGUCUUCAUUCUAGGAGACGUAUUUGAUGAGGGCAAGUGGAGCUCCAGUCAGGACUGGGAAGAUGAUGUCAGACGUUUUAAACGGAUCUUCCGUCAUUCUAGUGACACAAAGCUUGUGGUUCUUAUAGGGAAUCAUGACAUCGGCUUCCAUAACGAAAUGACUAAACAGAAGUUGGAGCGGUUUGAGCAAGUAUUUAAUGUGACAUCAGCAAGGAUCCUCACCAUUAGAGGAGUCAAUUUCUUGCUGGUGAAUAGUGUCGCACUACAUGGUGAUCACUGCCCCAUCUGCCAACGUGUGGAGGAAGAGUUACACAAACUCUCAUAUGCGCUUAACUGCUCUUUCCAGGGUGCACAGCAUGAUGGCCAGUGCAAGCACACAGAGAAUUUUGCCCCAACAGCACCUAUUCUACUACAGCAUUACCCUCUGUAUAGAGAGAGUGAUGCCAUGUGUACAGAUGUAGACGCAGCCCCUCUGGAUGAACGGUACCAGCUGUUUCGGGAGCGCUAUGAUGUUAUAUCUAAGAGUGCCUCCAAAAAGCUCUUGUGGUGGUUCAAGCCACGCCUCAUUCUGAGUGGCCACACUCACAAUGGCUGUGAGGUACUACAUGAGAAACUCUACCCUGAGAUCAGCGUCCCGUCCUUCAGUUGGAGGAACCGAAAUAACCCCAGCUUCAUCCUGGUCUAUCAUCUCUAGUCACACAUCAGUCAUCUUCAGUUAGCAUGUGUCCCAUCCCAUGUGGCCUUCUGGAGACUGAGACUGUCCUGAGACUGAGAUGGGCCAGCCCCCCUCGCAGGCGCAGUCCCAGAUACUAACUCGUUGUAUGCGGGGAAAGCGGGCUGAGAGCGCUCUGAAAUAUCAUCGUUCUCAUCAGCCACAUCUUGCUCAUCAUGGCUUGAAGCAAGGAGUGUGCUCAUUGCCGGAUCAGAUGAUGUAAGAGAUAAUACUCAUCAUCUGGCAGCUCACUCUCAACAGCCGCGAAAGAAUGAGAAAUGUUCAUACCUCUCUCGAAUUCAUCCGCUCCAUCUGAGAUCCCCACAACUUCAGUCUCCUACUCGCCUCGGCAGCAGUUGGUCCAGAACCGCGAGGCACAGAUGGCUGGCCCGAUUCCCUCGAGAAAAGGGCCAGACAAGAGCAAAGCUUCCUAAUAGGAAGGUGCUCACAAAGUACACAAACAGCCAACUACACAAACACAAACUAUCAAUUAAAAACUUAACAGUACAGUUCCAGUCCCCUCCUAACACUAACCAAGUAUUAUCAUCAAAUUUUUGAAGUGCUUUAUCUAUCAAAUUCUCUUACUCUUUCCAACCCCUUAUUUGGAGCAUACACAUUCACUAUACAACAAAAACAUGGUCCCCAUACUGUACUUUUAGUAAUAGCACCCUUCCUUUUUCAAUCUCUUCAGUAUAUAAAAUAUUGACAUUCAAGCCUUUUUUAAAGGGGGGUAUCACACAGUUUCUGCCAAUCUAAUGUAAAUCUUGAGUACCUAUAGAGUAGUAUUGCAUCCUUCAUAUCUCCGAAAAGUCUUUAGUUUUAAUCAUAUUUAUAAAAGAUACAUACACUGUACAGAGUCUUUCCGAAAAAAGCAGAGCUCUUGGAGGCGUGCCUGCCAUGGGCAGAGCUGAAGAGACACAAGCACGCACAGCUUUUGUGUAAAGAUCGUCUGCAAGCUGUGACAUCAUUAUAAAUAAAAAGAGAACAAAAAAUGUUUGUGUUAUUUACAUUCUAUGCACUUGCGUGCUGAUUGCCAACAAAACACAGAAAUCUGAUAGAGUUUUACUCACCACUUGCGAUCUGCAAAUCCAGCACCGAACUGGGACUUGUUUACAAAGCAUUCAUCACCGAAAUUACAGGAACAAAGAUAAAAAAAUAUUUGCCAGUUAUCUGUGCAUUUAAACAAUACCCUUACAGACAAAUCUUCCUUGACUAACUCUUAGAGCUCCAUCCAAGGAUAACACUACCUAUUAUUUGAUGAGUUUAAUCAAUCCUACCACCACAGGAAAUUAUUUAAAAUAACUUACCUGUGAUCAAGGAUGAUCUCUCAGUUCCCAUUUCCAUUUUUCUUGGUAAUAUCCCGGACGAGCCCCCAAACUCUUUUCCUUUUGGCUCAGUUAGAUCCAUACUUCACUGAACGGUUUAGGGGUGCAUUUUCAAUUACUGUUUGUAAACACAACAUUCAAACUUGGCCCCUCCUUGCAGGGAGAACACUGCCAGAAGCGCACACCCGUUCCCCGAUGUCAUAUCAGUUGCACACACAGAAAAACUGACUCAAGAGAUUACCUAUGGAAAGAUGAGUAAUAAGCUGUUUUGCAAAUCAAUUUCUUUUUUAAAUAUUUAUCAUGCAUAAAUAGCAUUUUUUUGUGUACAUGAAUGAACAGUUUAGUUAAUAUUUAGAUGACAAGUUGUUAUUUGCGAGCGAGUUUAGCCAUCUUCAGUCUAAGUCGCUAAUAAAAAAAAAAAAAGUAAAACCUUGUCAUUGUAAAAACUA